Messenger RNA from Aspergillus tanneri, 789 nucleotides. RefSeq lists its product as uncharacterized. Gene Ontology annotation, cellular component: endoplasmic reticulum. Lineage: Eukaryota; Fungi; Ascomycota; Eurotiomycetes; Eurotiales; Aspergillaceae. Bases 1 to 789 code for a protein of 262 amino acids. The record is from RefSeq and is a predicted model, not a curated record. Gene Ontology annotation, biological process: peptidyl-proline hydroxylation to 4-hydroxy-L-proline. The transcript has 2 exons. Gene Ontology annotation, molecular function: L-ascorbic acid binding; procollagen-proline 4-dioxygenase activity; iron ion binding.
AUGCCACCCAAAGCCAAAUCCAAAUCAAAAAAGGACCUUUCCCUUACUAAACCCUCUCCAUCCCACCCCAAACCCAACUGGCCUCCUCUACGACCUCUCAUUCCUUCCUCCGACUUGUCCCUCUCCCCGCUCCUCAGGGACCAGAUCUAUCUGAUCCCAAACCUCCUGCCUUCAUCCCUCUGCAAGACCUACGUUUCGUUUCUGGCCUCCUUACCCCUCGUCACUACGCCUGGAAAACCAAAGAAAGACGAGGCAUUGCGCGUCAAUGAUCGGUUACAGAUCCAGGAUGAGACGUUCGCCGAGAUGCUGUGGAGCGAGACGGCGCUGAAAGAGCUUAUCACUGUGCGCGCAGUAGAGGGAGAAGAAGAAGAAGAGGAGGAGGGUGAACAUGGCACUCCUCGUCGCCGCUCGAUGGAGGAGAUCUGGGGCGGGGUACCUUUGGGGUUGAAUGCGAAUAUCCGCAUCUACCGAUAUUCAAGGGGGCAGUUUUUCGGGGCGCACUACGAUGACUACAACACGGUCACCUUUUCCUCCCCUUCAUAUUCAUCCCGACCGGGACGCACCACAUGGACUCUACUCAUCUACCUGACGAAUUGCACGGGAGGAGAAACAGUCUUCUACCCUGAAGCCACUCGGACGAACCGCAAUCCGAGUCCGGUCUCGGUCGCGCCGCAGACAGGUAUGGCACUACUCCAUCGACAUGGCGACAGCUGUCUCUUUCACGAAGGGAAGGAGGUCCUGGACGGAGAGAAAUGGGUGCUUCGGAGUGAUUUGGUGGUGGAGUGUUGA